Colius striatus (speckled mousebird) is the source of this 2307-nucleotide messenger RNA. RefSeq names its product Wnt family member 2B (gene WNT2B). The record is from RefSeq and is a predicted model, not a curated record. The coding region runs from base 404 to 1561 and encodes 385 amino acids. Gene Ontology annotation, biological process: multicellular organism development; canonical Wnt signaling pathway; cell fate commitment. The transcript is spliced from 5 exons. NCBI's taxonomy places the organism in Eukaryota, Metazoa, Chordata, Aves, Coliiformes, Coliidae. Gene Ontology annotation, molecular function: frizzled binding; cytokine activity. Gene Ontology annotation, cellular component: extracellular region.
AGUAUUUGUCCGCGGCCCCCGCGCUCCCAUCCCCAGAGCGUUCCUCGUCCUCCGCGCAAAGACCUCCAUGGCCCCGACCGGCCGCACCGUCCGUCCCGCACGUCUCGAGGGGCGCCGGCCUCGCUGAGCUCCCCGGUGCGAGACCCCUGCGGGGAGCCCCGCCGCCGCCUCACCCCCCCCCGUCCCUCCCCUCCCCUCCCCUCGCCCCCCUCCCGGCCCGGCCCCGCCGCCCCCCGCGCAGCAGCAUGAGCCUGGGAGCGGGGGCCCAGCCGGGGCUCGCUCAGCAGCGCGGAGCCGCCAGCCGAGGCGCGGGGCCGUGACGGGCAGUGCCCCCGAGGGGAGCGCGGGCAGGACCCCCCCCUUCCCCGGUCAUUUCUCCGUUCGGACCCCGCCCCGGAGAGAUAUGCUCAGCCCAAACCUCCUGGAAGCGUCUCCUGGGAUUGCCUUGGCCCCCGGGCGUGCGGAGUGCGGAGCCUUCCCUCGGACGGCGGGCACAGCCCCGCGCCUUUGCCUGCCCCUCGUCCUGCUGCUGCUCGCCCUGACGCCCCGCGCCGACUCCUCGUGGUGGUACAUCGGGGCGCUGGGCGCCAGGGUGAUCUGUGAUAACAUCCCUGGGCUGGUGAACAAGCAGAGGCAGCUGUGCCAGAGGUACCCUGACAUCAUGCAGUCAGUUGGGGAAGGAGCCAAGGAAUGGAUCCGGGAGUGCCAGCACCAAUUCCGGCACCACCGAUGGAACUGCAGCACCCUGGACCGCGAUCACACCGUCUUCGGACGGGUCAUGCUGCGAAGCAGCAGGGAGGCAGCCUUUGUCUAUGCCAUCUCCUCAGCUGGAGUGGUUUAUGCCAUCACCCGGGCCUGCAGCCAGGGAGACCUGAAGGUGUGCAGCUGUGACCCGCUCAAGAGGGGCCGCUCCAGGGACGAGCGCGGCGAGUUCGACUGGGGCGGCUGCAGCGACAACAUCAACUACGGCAUCCGCUUUGCCAAGGCCUUCGUGGAUGCCAAGGAGAAGAAAGUGAAGGAUGCCAGGGCCCUGAUGAACCUGCACAACAACCGCUGUGGGAGGAUGGCUGUCAAGAGGUUCCUGAAGCUGGAGUGCAAAUGCCACGGGGUCAGUGGCUCCUGCACACUAAGGACUUGUUGGCUGGCAAUGGCAGACUUCAGGAAGACAGGGGAUUACCUGCGGAGGAAAUACAACGGCGCCAUCCAGGUGACCAUGAACCAGGACGGCACUGGCUUCACCGUGGCCAACAAGAACUUCAGGAAGCCCACAAAGACAGAUCUGGUGUAUUUUGAGAACUCACCUGAUUACUGUGUGAUGGACAAGUCAGCAGGCUCCCUGGGCACCGCUGGCCGUGUGUGUAACAAGCUGUCCCGCGGGACGGACGGCUGCGAGGUGAUGUGCUGCGGGAGGGGCUACGACACCACGCGCGUCACUCGCCUCACCAAGUGCGAGUGCAAGUUCCACUGGUGCUGCGCCGUGCGCUGCAAGGAGUGCGAGGACACUGUGGAUGUGCACACCUGCAAAGCACCCAAACGGGCCGAGUGGCUGGACCAGACCUGAGGAGAAAGGAACAUCCCACCCCCUCCCCCCGAGGGAAGAAGCCGCUGCCACUUCGCCUCUUGCAGCGUUGAUUCCCCGAAGCCCGUGCCCCGAGGGCCGGGAUGUUCUGGGAGCUGUAGUUCAACUGCAUGGCUUUUUAUUUAAUUCCUUCUGCAAAGCACUAAAGGACAGACUACAUUUCCCAGGAGGUGCUGCGGACCCUUCUGUUUGCUCAGCAAAACUCAUCCCCUACCUGGGAGGAGCCUCGCGGCUCUUGCUUAAACUGUGAAAGUGCUGUUGGCGCGGGCUGAGGGAUCCUGCCCCUCCCCACACAACUCGACGUCUCAGCCACAAAACCAAAACAAGCCCCAAACUCACUAGUUCAGAAUAAUCCACUCUUGCAGAAGGCAUUCCUGCUUUUACUGUUGUUUGUUUGCAAGGCCAGAGGAAGGGUGUUGGGAAUCCCAUCAGCUCCGUGGUGCUGGAGCUCUGGGGCAGGAGCAGCCUCUGCUCGAGGCAUCUCCCCAGCAAAGGUGACAAGCAGAGCUGUAAAUUGGAACUGAAAUGUGACUGCACAGAGCCAAGGGCCAGCCCUAGAUGCUGGCAGCUACAGAAAGCUAGAGAAAAAGCAACCAGGUCUGUGAACUUCAGUGGGAGGUUGUGAACUCAACAGAUCCAACAGUGUCUCUGUAAAACUCACCUGUAUGUUGUGUAUACUGCUUAUUAUUUGAAGUCAAAAUUCAUUAUAAACCUAUAGCAGAAAACAA